GUGAGGCCACGAGGAGCUCAGURGCCCUGAAUGGUUGAAAUCUCCAGCAGCAGCAGCAGUCGAGCAGUGCAGCAGGAGCCAUGUCUCUGCCCUUCCGAAAAGAGCUGGAGAAGUACAAGAAUAUCAAUGAAGAUGAAAUACUCAGCAAGCUCUCAGAGGAUGAACUGAAGCAGCUAGAGCAUGUUCUCGAUGACCUUGAUCCUGAGAAUGCCCUGCUCCCAGCAGGAUUUCGGCAAAAGGACCAGACCACUAAACCUGCCACGGGCCCCUUCGACAGAGAGCGCCUGCUCUCCUACCUGGAGAAGCAAGCACUGGAGCACAAGGACAGAGAGGACUUCGUACCAUUCACAGGGGAAAAGAAAGGAAAAAUAUUUAUCCCUAAAGAAAAGCCYGUGGAAACCCGCACAGAAGAGAAAGUGACCCUGGAUCCAGAACUAGAAGAGGCCCUGGCCAGUGCUUCAGACACAGAGCUCUAUGACCUUGCAGCUGUUCUUGGAGUGCACAACAUGGUCAACAACCCAAAAUUUGAUGAAGCAGGAGCCCGCAGUAAAGAUGGAAAAGGAAUCGUGAGAAAUGUGGUGAAAGGUGAAAAGGUGAAGCCCAUCUUUGAGGAGCCACCUAAUCCGACCAAUGUGGAAGCAAGUUUGCAAAGGAUAAAAGCAAAUGAUCCCAGUCUCACAGAAAUUAAUCUCAACAACAUAAAGAAUAUUCCUAUUCCAACACUGAAAGAAUUUGCAAAAGCUCUGGAAACCAACACACAUGUGAAGACUUUCAGCCUUGCAGCUACUCGAAGCAAUGACCCUGUAGCUAUUGCAUUUGCAGAUAUGUUGAAAGUGAACAAAACACUGAAGAGUCUGAAUGUAGAAUCCAACUUCAUCACUGGCACAGGGAUUUUGGCACUGAUUGAUGCACUGAAAAAGAAUGAAUCCCUAACGGAGAUCAAAAUUGACAACCAGAGGCAGCAGCUUGGGACAGCUGUAGAGAUGGAGAUUGCCAAGAUGCUGGAGGAGAACUCCAGGAUUCUCAAAUUUGGAUACCAGUUCACAAAACAAGGUCCAAGAACCAGGGUAGCAGCAGCUAUCACUAAAAACAACGAUCUGGUUCGUAAGAAGAGGGUGGAAGGGGAGCGGCAGUAGCCACAGCACCGAGGACACGAGGCACGACUGGAGGCACCACCAACUGCAGUCUCAGAGUGCUCACUGCUCAGAAGGGAAGGCACUGGAAAUUAUUACAGUGGGAGUUGCUGAUUUCUGUUAAUGUCUCCUUUUAACCUUGAAAGCAGAGCCUGUUCAUUUUCAAUUUUCACGAUUAAUUUAAUUCUUAUGAGAAAGGUUCAUCGUUGGUUUGAUUUUAAUGAAGAAAAUGGUUUGCAAUAUGUGAAGCCAAUAUGCAGCAUCUUAACUGUGUUACUGAGCAUAACAUAUAGUGACUCUGACCCUUAUUUUAGACACUUUUUGAUAUGUUAUGAUAUGUGUAUGAAUAAGGGAUUCUCUGCUGAAAAUAGAAAUUUUAGGGCCAAGUUCUGCAAUGCCUUAUGUUUGUGAAUAAUCCUUACUUAUGUGUAUAGUCCUGCUGAACUGAAUCCUGCAAAGGGCUGCUCCCAGGAGUAGAACUAGUGAUGCCAGUACAGGUUUGCAGGUUCACACCCUUGAGCCUCUCUCCUGCAGUGGGAUCUGGGCAGCUGGAACCACCUUGGAACUGCACCCGUCCCCCUUGCUGGGUCUCCACCCGUCCAGCUCCCAGUGCAGGAUCAUGCCCAGAUGUAUAAACAUUGUCAAAGCGUAUUUGUUUACAUAAGCUUAGGUUAGGUGGAUCAUUUUGCAAUGUUACACUGAUGUUUUUUAUCCUUACUCCACACUUUAAAGUAAUAUUAGUGCUGCCAAUCCUAUAGACAUUGAAUGUUUUGGGUUUUUUUUUYCUAGGCCAACAAGUUUUGUUUGCUACUAGAAUGCACAGUUUACAGCUAUUAAUCUUAACCUAAACAAGUAUUCUGAGCAAUAUUUGUUUUGCUUUGAGCCAUGAGUUUGACUUUUUUUAGUUCUGGUAUUUAUGUACAUUUGUUAGCUUUAUAGGACUGUUCUCAGGACCUUUUAGAUGAAGAUUAAUUAAACACUUAAUCCAGGAAAGCCACUGUGCUACCAGUAAAAGACAUUAAAGGGGUAGUUUUGACAGCUACAUAACUGACAUUUAAAUGCUGCAGUUGAGRUUUGUCCAUGUAUCACAAGGCACGUGGGUAUUCGUGCCAGUGUUWAUCUGAAUAAGGGCAGAUUUAAGCACAUGUACAAAUGCUUUGCUAAAUCAUGGCCUUAACUUGGAUGCUGGACGUAAUCUUAACCCAGAGGAAAACACUCAAGAAACAGCAGCUAACCCCAAUGCUCAACAGCAUUGAAAUUUUGGUAAGAAUUCAGCCAGAUGUUUCAUUUUGUUUAUUUUGCAGUCUAACAGUAUUCUCUACUACGGUUUUAUCACUGCCAACAGCUGACUAACAGCCAGAGGUUCAUUUUGGUUACUGUGUGCAUGCUGUAAGAGCAAAGGGACGCUCAGGUCACGUGUGGCUGUCAGAAAGCUGCAGAAACACUCCUGGGCCAGUGCUGUUACCUGAUGCACACUGAGAGCAUCCCUCCUCUGAGAGCAGAGACAAGGCACUGCUCCUUGGGCAGUGCUGGACACUGCAGCCACUGCAGGACACUCCUGACCCAGGACACUCCUGACCCAGGACACUCCUGACCCAGGACACUCCUCACUCAGGACACUCCUGAGCUGUUUCCAUCGUGCUGGGGUGCAAGCUGACAGGAUGAACCCUCCCUCUGUGCCUUUUAUAGUGGACAUGAGUAGGUCCAAGGCAAUGCUUUUCCUGCUGGAUACUGGAUACAUAGUUGGGUCCAAAGUGAAUAAUACUCACUUAAAUCCCACUUAAAAUACUUGGCUAAAGUGGUUGGCUGAGCUGAGAUAUAAAGUGCAGUAGCCACAGUUUACUUCCCUGAGAGCUCCCUGUCUCUACAAUUUCCACUUCUUCCCUUCCUCAGAAUAAACGGAAACGUUUGCUUUGCAAAUAAAAAACAUAACACAGGGGAAUCUUGCUGAGGUUUUCCUUGGAUCCAUGCAGAAUUUGCUGUGAAAAACUUUGAUAUCCCAUUAAAAGAAUUUGCAAGUUCUGUAAUACAGUUAUAACUCUGCAUGGGCAUAAACAGAAUCCUUAAAAAACAUUGAGAUUAUCAGGAGAACACUGAGCUUUGCACCAUGAAGUUUCAUGGGUGGGAAGAAUCCUUAUCCACAAAACCUAUGUUACUGAUAACGUUCAGUCAUAGGAAUCACUGACCCUAAUUUCUUGUUCUUGUCCUUUGAUCYAGCCAAGGAACUCUCAAUUAUCAAUUGAUUCUUUGAAGAUUUAUUUAAUUUUUUUAAAGAGUGGUACGUAUCUGUGUUUAAGGGAAACAAGUGCAAUCCAUUUCUAGUCUUAAUUGCCAUUGACAGUGUUGGUAUUUGCAUGCAGCAGUUUCUCAAGGAUGGGUUGGCCUGGCUGCUUCAUGGUGUGUGCAGCACGUCCUGUUUCGCUUUGCCCAGAGCCACCCACACUGUUACACGCUCAGGUGGCUCCAUCUGUGUUUUGCAGCCCCAGUUUGCACCAAGGACCAAGGUACCUGACUGAGGAAAGCCCUGUGGGCUCCCCAUCCCUCCACCUGCCAUGAAGAGCCACGGUUCCUGUGGAGGGAGGAUCCUCAGUCCCUCCAGGGAUCAUCUCAAACCCCAGCCCCACCAUGUGAGAGCAGACASGGCUGGAGCUGUGCACCCCAUGGCCAAGCCCUGGAGGUCUGGCUCCUUGCAGCAUGUGUGAGGAGAGCUCCCAGUCCCUGGCCCUUUCCUCCAGGCAGCCCCUGCCAGGGGCUCAAUCACCAGGGAUUUCUUUGUCCAGCCUCUUCUGUGUGCUCCACACAAGGCCUUGCUUGUCACCAGCCUUGAGUAUCGCAGGUCAGACAUUCCAACAACGUUAAAAUCUGUUGGAUGCAGCAACAGCACACGAUGGAGAUGCUUGAAGGCAGAUUUUCAUACUAACAGGAUUAUUUAGCUGGUUAAAAAUUUCUGCAAUUGACACGAAGAGGGGCAGGAUGUAACUGGUUAUUUCAUAUCCUUCUUUCAGGCAACAUCUGGCAUUGUCUGUGCUGAAUGGGGAACAGGGACCUUUUUCUUAAGCAAACAUUCAGGAGUAACUGUCUAUUUUUGCACAUUGCUUCUCGUGUUGACUGCUUCAGUUUGGUUUGUAUUUUUUAUACAGUUUUUUCAUGGAAAAGCUCAACUUUGUGUGUAUCCUAACAUCCAUGUGAAGUGUAGCGGGCACUGAGGACCAUAUGUGUACAUGUAUAAAUGACGAUGUUAUCUCUGGAACAAAAAUAAUUGCAUGCUCACAGUGUGGUGCAUAUUACUCGAGAGGAAGAGAGUUACCACACUAUGUAACAGUGACUCCCCAGCAUUGUGGUUUUUCUAAAUAAACCUUCACAAAGGAUUUGGUUUUUGCAAUUUCUCAUGGGUUUGUGCCUUGAAUCAAGCCUUCCUUGGUGCUCUGAUAUCAAUUGAGCAAUUUUCUCCACUGCAGCUUUCAUUCUCCUGGAUUACCUGCUCGGUUUCACCUGCUCUUCUCAGGUGGAGAGAUG
This is a messenger RNA of Malurus melanocephalus (red-backed fairy wren), 4649 nucleotides long. Its product is annotated as tropomodulin-2. The transcript has 9 exons. The record is from RefSeq and is a predicted model, not a curated record. Bases 81 to 1136 code for a protein of 351 amino acids. Gene Ontology annotation, biological process: muscle contraction; myofibril assembly; pointed-end actin filament capping. Gene Ontology annotation, molecular function: tropomyosin binding. Gene Ontology annotation, cellular component: striated muscle thin filament; myofibril. Lineage: Eukaryota; Metazoa; Chordata; Aves; Passeriformes; Maluridae.